Rhodofomes roseus is the source of this 3651-nucleotide messenger RNA. RefSeq names its product glycoside hydrolase superfamily. Bases 308 to 3484 code for a protein of 1058 amino acids. Gene Ontology annotation, molecular function: beta-galactosidase activity. The record is from RefSeq and is a predicted model, not a curated record. Lineage: Eukaryota; Fungi; Basidiomycota; Agaricomycetes; Polyporales; Fomitopsidaceae. The transcript is spliced from 22 exons. Gene Ontology annotation, cellular component: vacuole. Gene Ontology annotation, biological process: carbohydrate metabolic process.
GUAGCACGUGUCGAAAUACGUUGCCGCCGGCUUCUGAUGUACGUAGACGGCAAUCCUCGCCCUCGAUGCGUCACGACUCACCAGGUCCGACCACCUAAGGGUCAAACCGUGUAUUCCGCCGGACGAGACCAAGCGCUUCGAUGGCAGUCUGCUUUCUCUCCACCUUCCCGACCAAAGGUCUCGACGUUGCGUAGUUCCUACCCUUCAGGUUGACACUAGACAGCAGCCAGCUUUUGGGUCACUUACAUACAACCGUGUGGCUUCGUACGAGAUCUUAGGCCUAGAUCCAACCCGGACCGCUCGCAACAUGAACCCACGGUUCUCGGGGAAGCAUAGCCUGCCGUCAUAUGCAGCUGGCGAGAGCCGCGAGACCAAGUGGGAACACGAUAUAAGUGGACUUCCUGCAGGAGAUGAGGCCCGACGACCCGCCAGGAUGCUGUCGCAACGGUUCUCGUCAUGGGCUCUGCCUGCCCUGCUGUCGCUUGUCCUCGUCGUGCUCACUGGACCCUUGACCAAGAGCGCCAGCGCCGUGAAACUGCGCAAUGCUGACGCCAUCCAGGACCUUGCUGCUCGCGCAGACCCGCCGCGCCAGUCGGACAACUACACCGAGGCCGUUCAAUGGGAUAACUACACGAUUUUCCUCAAUGACCAGCGCAUGUUCCUUUACUUCGGCGAGUUCCAUACCUGGCGUCUUCCUGUGCCCGACCUAUGGUUGGAUAUCUUCCAGAAGAUGGCUGCAGCGGGGCUCAACGGUGCCAGUGUAUACACUCAUUGGGCGUUGACGAAUCCGGCCCCCGGAGUGCUCGAUUUUGACGAUUGGCGGGCACUACAGCCCAUCUACGACGCCGCCAAACAAGCGGGUCUUUUCAUAACUCUACGUCCCGGCCCCUAUAUCAACGCAGAGACCACAGCCGGUGGGAUUGCUCUCUGGGCAACAAGCCAGGUGGCUGGAGAACUGCGCACGAACGCGACCGAUUAUCACGAAGCCUGGACGCCAUACAUCAAAGAAGUUGCAGCUAGCGUCAUCGGGAACGAGGUGACGGAUGGUGGACCAAUCCUUGUGGUUCAGAUAGACAACGAAUAUUAUCAAACGCCAGAAACGGGUGCCUACUUCGAAGAGCUGGAGGCAGCCUAUCGCGACGCUGGCAUUGUCAUUCCUCUGACCUACAAUGACCCUGGCGAAGGAAAGAACUUCGUCAACGGGACUGGCGCAGUGAAUAUCUACGGAACGGACUAUUACCCUCAAGGUUUCGACUGCUCGAACCCUGCCGUCUGGAGCCCUGUUGGCACGAACUACCAUUCAUACCACGAAACGACCAACCCAAGUCAGCCCUGGUACAUGCCUGAGUUCCAAGGUGGCUCCUUCGAUCCCUGGGGUGGCCCUGGAUACAACGCAUGCGAGACGUUGACGGGACCUGACUUCAUGGACGUGUUCUACAAGCAGAACUGGGCUGCCAACGUGAAGCUCAUCUCAUUCUACAUGAUCUACGGUGGAACGAGCUGGGGAGGCUUGCCUUACCCAGGAGUAUAUACCAGCUAUGACUACGGCUCCCCUAUCAGGGAGAACCGUGCCUUGUCAGACAAGUACGACGAACUCAAGCGACAAGGGCUUUUCUUGCGAAGCUCGCCAGAGUUCUACAAGACCGACUGGGUAGGCGAUACGGACACCACGAUGCCAGGAGUGACCGUCAACGGGACAGAGGUCUACGUGACCUAUCUGCGCAACCCCGACACAGGGUCAGGGUUCUUCAUCGCCCGUCAGGCAAACUCUAGCUCUCUCGCGGACAUCACCUUCAAUAUCUCCGUGCCCACUUCCGCCGGGAUGCUCUCGAUCCCCCAGACGAUCUCCUCAAUUGCCCUGAACGGUCGGCAGAGCAAGAUCCUCGUCACGGACUACUCGUACGGUGCCAAUUCGCAGGUGCUCUAUUCGACUGCCAGUAUCCUGUACGCUGGCGCCAUCGGCAACCGCGAUGUGCUCUUCCUCUACGGCGACUCCGACCAGGCUAGCGAAGUCACCCUCUCACUCUCGGGCAGUGGCACUCGUGCGAAUGCGUCUGUAGCUUCGUUCUCUGGCGAUGCGAGCAACGCCAGUCUCACUACGGUGACCCUGCUCGACGGCAUCAAGGGCGUGGUCACCGUCUUCGAGUCUGACUCACAGCUCGUGCUCUACGCAGACUCUGUCACCGCAGCCACGUUCUGGGCUCCCGUGAUCCCGUCGAGCACUGCCGCUUCGUUCAACAACUACUGGCAAUUCGGUUCGAACGAGACCGUCCUCGUCGGCGGCCCGUACCUCGUCCGCAACGCCAGCAUCUCCAACGGACAGCUUGCGCUGAGGGGUGACCUCAACCAAAGCGUCAUGCUCACGGUCGUGGCGCCGGAGGAUGUCAGUUCUGUUACGUGGAACGGCGCGGAGGUCCAGACGGCUUCGCUGACAUCGACGGGAGGUAUACUCACUGGAUCACUGGAAAUGAGCACAUCGUUGAGCUCGAUCAGCGUACCCGCAUUGACAGGCUGGAAAUACGCAGACAGCCUGCCGGAGGUGUCGACCGGCUAUUCGGACGCGGAGUGGACCCUUGCUGACCAUACCACCACGAACAUACCUGGAUACGUGUACGGCGACGGACGAAUCCUAUUUGGCUGUGACUAUGGAUUCUGUGAGAACAUCGUACUGUGGCGAGGCCACUUCAACGGUACCGAGUCCACUACAUCGGUCAACCUGACCAUCAACGGUGGUCAAGGCUUCGCUGGCUCUGUCUGGUUGAAUGGCCAGUUCCUCGACUCGACCUGGAGCACCGCAGAUGAGCAGACGACCCAAGUCUACAAUUUCCCGGAGGGAUCUGUACUUAUCGGUCAGGACAACGUGAUCACUAUUAUUCAGGAUGGACAAGGCAACGAUGAAGCUGACGAUGAGAAGUCUCCGCGCGGUAUUCCUGGCUACCAGCUCAACACCGGUAACUUCACCGAAUGGCGUGUGCAGGGCAAGUUCGGAGGUUAUACCGAAUAUCCGGACAAGGUCCGCGGGGUACUGAAUGAAGGCGGCUUGUACGGCGAGCGUCAGGGUUGGCAUCUCCCAGGUUUCGACACGUCGAACUGGACCUCUCAAGAGCUGUCCGAGGGCCUCCCGUCCGGCGGAGCGGGUGUCGGAUUCUUCGUCACCACAUUCGACCUUUCCAUCCCGGAGGACACGGACACGCUGAUGUCAUUCCAGUUCGACACCACCAAUCAGCCGUACCGGGCAUUGCUGUUCGUCAAUGGAUGGGAUUAUGGCAAACGUGUUGCCAACAUUGGGCCGCAGACGAAAUUCCCGGUUCCUCAAGGCAUCCUGGACUACCAGGGCACGAAUACGGUCGCAGUAGCGCUGUGGGCCUUGGAAGACGAGCCAGUAGCACCGACUCUCGACCUCGUCGUUGAUGACGUGAUUGAAGGCGGCGUGGGCCCGAUUGCCGUAAACAAUCCUGCAUGGUCACCCCGUGUUGCCUCGUGAAAGCUCACGAAACCGAUUUUGGGGACUUUUGAACUUGGACUAUGUUUUGGAUGUCAGUAGCAUCAUGUAUGUCGAUGAAUCACAGCUGCAUUGUCUUGCUCUCAGGCUAUAAUCAUCGUCACGCUUGGUAGCUAAUCUCGAGGCUGGAGAGUGGGUUUGUGCUGACG